Messenger RNA from Chanos chanos (milkfish), 1704 nucleotides. RefSeq names its product sorting nexin 18b (gene snx18b). The transcript has 2 exons. Gene Ontology annotation, molecular function: protein binding; phosphatidylinositol binding. The coding region runs from base 1 to 1704 and encodes 567 amino acids. Gene Ontology annotation, biological process: plasma membrane tubulation; endosomal transport; cleavage furrow formation. Lineage: Eukaryota; Metazoa; Chordata; Actinopteri; Gonorynchiformes; Chanidae. Gene Ontology annotation, cellular component: plasma membrane; cytoplasmic vesicle. The record is from RefSeq and is a predicted model, not a curated record.
AUGGCGCUUAGGGCGAGAGCGUUGUAUGACUUCGUCUCCGAAAAUCCCGGUGAGAUCUCUUUGACAAUAAAUGAACUUGUAACUUUAUUUAGCGAAGAUGUUGUAGAGGGAUGGUUGGAAGGGACUAAUAGUAGGGGUGAAACGGGUCUCUUCCCAGCAUCCUACGUGGAAAUUCUCCGGAAUAGCUCAGACUCUUCUGUGAACUACAGCGGCACAUCUGGAGAUGGAUACUAUUCGGCGGUUUAUACAACUGGCACCGAGUAUUGCCAACAAACAGACAAUCUAUAUGAGGAUACAUCAAACGAAUCGACCCCCACUCAUUCCUCAGCAUAUUCAGGCCAAGUUCAACAGCGGCAAAUUUAUCAGACCAGUCAAGGCAGUGAUGAUGACUGGGACGAUGACUGGGAUGACAAUCCGAGUGCCGUGCAAGAACCAGGGAUUAUGCCUGCAAGGGAUGAGGAUAUACACUCAGCAUAUUCAGUGGCAUCAUCAACCACAGCUCGACGUGGUAGUGCACAGCAGUCCAAGGGUUCAGUGUCUGUUGGUAAAAAUCUUAAUAGAUUUUCAACCUUCGUCAAAUCGGGAGGGGAGGCAUUUCUUUUAGGCGAAGCUUCGGGGUUUGUUAAGGAUGGGGACAAGCUUUGUGUCAUUAUGGGUCAAUUUGGUCCAGAGUGGCAAGAGAAUCCGUAUCCUUUCACGUGCAGCAUUGAUGACCCCACCAAACAGACGAAGUUUAAAGGCAUGAAAAGUUACAUGUCUUACAAGCUAACUCCAAGUCAUACACAGAAUCAGGUCAAUCGAAGGUAUAAACACUUUGACUGGCUUUACGCUCGGUUGGUAGAAAAGUUCCCCGUUAUCUCAGUACCUCACCUCCCUGAGAAGCAAGCUACCGGGCGAUUUGAAGAAGAUUUCAUCUCCAAGCGGAGAAAGGGACUAAUAUGGUGGAUGAAUCACAUGACAAGCCACCCAGUCUUAUCUAGGUGCGAUGUUUUUCAACACUUUCUCACUUGCACUGACGAAAAAUCAUGGAAACAGGGGAAAAGAAGGGCGGAAAAGGAUGAACUGGUUGGUGCCAAUUUCUUUCUCACUGUAAGUCCACCGGCUGUUCCGCUGGACUUUCAAGAAGUGGAAAACAAGAUUGAUGUGUUCAAAACAUUCACUAAAAAGAUGGAUGAAAACCUUGUGCAGGUCAAUGUAACAAUUAAUGAAUUUGCCAGGAAACAGAUCACUGGCUUUAAGAAGGAAUACCAGAGAGUAGGACAGUCUUUUCGACUUCUUAGUCAAGCCUUUGAACUUGACCAGCAGACAUAUUCUGUAAGGUUGAAUCACGCGCUUGCGUAUACUGGAGACGUUUAUGAAUCAAUAGGAGACUAUUUUGCGGAACAGCCCCAUCAGGACCUAGGCCCACUGUCCGAUCUGUUCGUCAUUUACCAAGGACAUCUUUCAAAUUUUCCAGACAUCAUCCAUGUCCAGAAAGGAGCCCUGACCAAGGUGAAGGACUGCCAGAGCUCUGUAGAUGCUGGCAUCAGCCAACGCUGCAACAUCAUCUCCUGUGCCACCCUUGCAGAGAUCCAGCACUUCCAUCGUACCCGUGUGCGUGACUUCAAGGCUCAGAUGCAACAGUACCUCCAGCAGCAGAUUGCAUUCUUCCAGAAGAUUACAGGCAAACUGGAAGAAGCCUUACACAUGUAUGACCAGGCCUAG